AUGGAAAAUAAUAAUAAUCAAAUUGAAAAGGGAAUUUUUAGAUGUUACGGUACAUCUCAUUUGGCACCAAAUCAAAAACCUGAUUGGAACAAGGCAGUUUCAGAAGCGGAGAAAAUCGUUGGAUAUCCGACUUCUUUUUUAAGCCUAAGAUGGCUUUUAAGUGACGAAAUUGCCAAUAUAGCAUUACAUUUGAGAAAAUUAGUUGGUAGUAAUCAUCCCUUGCUUAAAACGGCCAAAAGUCUUCUGUACAAUGGAAGGAACAACAUGCAAGCUUGGGGUUUGAUUGUUUUGCUCAUAUCAAAAGCAGCUGGACAUUUAAACGUUGAUGAAAUGGAAGAAGAUAAAGCUGCUGGAGUCUUACACAGUCAAAGAGCUCUCGCUGAAGUCACAGAAAUGAUUCGAACAUCACAUUUGGUACACAAGGGUCUCGUUAACAUUUAUCCAGGACUCUAUUCGGAAACAUCCGUUCUUAACGACAUGACUUUUGGUAAUAAGAUAGCACUCCUAAGCGGUGACUACCUUUUGGGUAAUGCCUGUGCUGAAUUAGCUGGUCUAAGAAAUCAAAGUUUGGUCGAAUUAAUGAGUUCAGCAAUUAGAGAUUUAACAGAAGGAGAAUUUAUAGGGCCGAGAGAUAAACAAAAUAAUCCGAUGCCUUCACCACCAGGACCUCCAGGUACGGCCAUGGAAGAAUGGACUUUAAGAAACGUUUUAUCAGCUGGUAGCCUAUUAGGUAAAUCGUGCCAGGGUACUUUACAAUUGGGAGGACACGGACCUAAAUUUCAAGAACAAGGAUUUUGUUUUGGUAAACAUUUAGCUCUUGCGUGGCAGGCUUGUCUCGAUUUAGAGCCAUUUUUACCAGAAUCUCAAUAUUCGAAAGGAAAUCCGUUUGAUUUAACAUCGGCUCCCGUUCUUCUCCAUUUGGAAUACGAUCCGAGCCUUUAUAGGGAAAUCGAAAAGGGAAAAGGAUCAGUUUUCGACGUCGAUUACACGAAACUUCAAGAAAUAAUAAGCGAUAGUCCGGCCAUAGAGGAUACAAAAAAUUGCAAAAAAGUACAUUCGAACAAAGCCAUGGACGUAUUACAAUCAUUUCAAGAAUCCGAUGCGAGAACGGCAUUAUCGAAUAUAAUCGUGGCCAUGGGAGAUGGAUUGUGA
Molecule: messenger RNA, 1152 nt
Organism: Pediculus humanus corporis (human body louse)
Lineage: Eukaryota; Metazoa; Arthropoda; Insecta; Psocodea; Pediculidae
Product: hexaprenyl pyrophosphate synthetase, putative
Exons: 7
Coding region: 1-1152 (383 amino acids)
Biological process (GO): isoprenoid biosynthetic process; ubiquinone biosynthetic process
Cellular component (GO): transferase complex; mitochondrion
Molecular function (GO): prenyltransferase activity
Source: RefSeq, a predicted model, not a curated record